Messenger RNA from Hibiscus syriacus, 5422 nucleotides. RefSeq lists its product as uncharacterized. NCBI's taxonomy places the organism in Eukaryota, Viridiplantae, Streptophyta, Magnoliopsida, Malvales, Malvaceae. The transcript has 12 exons. Bases 34 to 5310 code for a protein of 1758 amino acids. The record is from RefSeq and is a predicted model, not a curated record.
AUGGAAAAUCGUGGCUAUUGAAGAAGAAGACCAAUGUCGACGAUAGAGAAAGCGUUGAUUCAGAUCUUCGAGAGGAAGAAUCGAAUAAUCGAUAACGUGAAGCAACAAAUCCUUCUCUUCGAUCACCAACUCGCUUCCAAAUGUCUCAUCGACGGCUUCGUUCCUCCGCCUUGGCUCCUCUCCACUUCUCCAUCCGAGUUGAACAAGGAAGAUCUCAUCUCAGGACUCCUACUUCCACGGUCAGAACAUUCCAUUCCGUACUGUUCUCUGUAUCAACAGCCAGUUGUUACAAAUGAUAAUGUGAACUUACCCCCUGUUUUAUGCUCCCGAGUUGAUGCUUCAAAUGAAAAUGAAGGCUUAGAUAAGUUCCUUUAUGGUAAAACUGAUGAGCUGGAUCCUAGUGUUACAUCUCCUCCUCAAGAUUGUAGAGAUGGGAUGGUCUCAGAUAUUUGUCCCGACCCUUGUUUAUCACUGGCAAGAAUCCAGAGAUCUAAGUCUAGGCAACGAGCUUUAGAGCAUCGAAACAGUGCAAAGAAACUAUGUAAAAAAGGUGAGAGCUGUGACAAUAAUUGUGAUGCUUGCAAUUGUCAAAACAAAGUGUCCAAGAUUGCAUCUUUACAGUCUGGUCCUGUGGAUAAGAUGGAAUUGAUCAGAGCUGGUGACGAUGUUGUGAGUUAUGAGGGGGAAAAGGAAGAAAAAGGGCAAUACAGGAGCAAGGAAAGAAGUGGAAAUUUUUACUCCGAUAGAAUCACAAGAUCAAGAAGUUCUGUCCAACCUUCGAAGUCCCACAGUGGGCCUUCAGGUGCAGGCAACACUUCUCAUGUUGCUAAGCAGGAUGAGGUGGUACCUAGGGUAUCCAUAUGCAAAUCAGGAGAACAGCAUGUUGUUAAUCAUGAGUUAUUGGAGUCAGAAUUUGUUGAACCUGUUGAUAAUACUGAAAGCUUUGUAGUGAAAAAUGAAGAAAGAGGUCAAUGUUGGAGCCAGGGAAGGGGUGAAGAUAUUUGCCCCGGUAGUAUCACAAAGUCAAGAACUGUUCAUCCUCCAAUUUCUGCAAGUAGUCCUCCAAGUCCAGAUAUGAGCUUUUGCGUUGCAAAGCAGGAUGAUAUUUUGCUCACAGAAUCCAUUAACAAAUCAGGACUACAGCCUGAUGCUGCUGAUGAAUUAUUGCAAUCUGUAAAGCCAGUUGAUAAUGCUGGUACCUGUGUAGCAGCAAAGGAUGAACGAGAUCAAUACCAAAGCAAGGAAAAGGGAGGAAAUAUUUAUUCUGGUAGGGUCACAAGAUCUAGAAAUUCUGACCGAUCUCCCAAGUCUGUAAAUGGGCUUUCAUGUGCAGGCAAAACUUCUAAAGUUGCAAAAUGUGAUAACAAUAUGCUUCUAGAAAGCAUCAGCAGAUCAAAAGAACAGCCUAGUGCUGUUGAUAAGUUAUUGGCAUUGGUAAAGCCUACUCCUAUCUCUGAUGAAACAUGUGUUUCAAUGGAAGCAAGAGACCACCGGAGCAAGGAAAGGAAAGCAAUGUUUAUCAAGGAAGAUCCGUAUAGUUGUCCUGAUAGGAACAUCAAUGAUGGCAUUUGCAAAUCAAUGAAGCGUCCCUGCCAUGUUAAUGAUCUUAAUGAGUUGAUUAAGCCUUUCAAUAUCACCAAAGAAAGUUUUGAGGUAAAGGUCAAAAGUCAUAACCAAACAUUGGAGAAAGCUGUUGUGGAUAAAAAUAAUGAUGGUAGUAUCAGGUCAAAAGCUAAUUCUAGUGCAAAGUUGUUUAAACUUGAUUCCUCUAAUACUCUGGAGAAUAAAGUUACACAAUCCAAGUCAACAGCUUCCAACCAGCUCCUAUGUAAAAAGUCAUCUGUGAGGUAUAAAGAUGUUGGACAUAUGGAAAUUUCUGGCACUCAAGUAGAUUACUUGCCUUGUAUUGAUGGUAGUGCUCUUGCUGAAUUGAAUCAAUGUGAUGCAUUUGUUGCAGACACUGAUGAGGAUUCUGUUGAGUUAGUUGAGGCAUCAGCUAGUUCUGCCUCUAACUUGGAUGGUGGUAACAAUCCUUCUCUUAUCAAGUCAUUGAAUAGGUAUGGAAGAGUUGAGGUGGAAGCCACCGGAAAAUUUUCACAAUCUUCAUCUGCUAUGAAGGUGUUGCCCAAGCAACUUGAUUUUGAUGAUUUGGGGGAGUGCACUCUGAAGGAAGCUUCUAGUCUAAUGUUGAAGAGUGAAAACAUGAUCAACUCAUUGGAGAAAAGUUCUCUUACACCACUUCCUUGUGCAGAUAAUCUGGAUGAAGUAACUUCUGCUCACCACCAAGAAAAACACAACUCAUCCCAUGAAAAGCAGUUGCCAGAGGAGCAAGAACCUUUCUGCAAUGAGGAGAAACUGUCUGAAACAGCUUUUAGCAAGACAUCUGCUGGUAGAACUUCCAAUUUAAUUGUUUUCUCCUCAGAAAAACACACACCUGAUGCUGGUACGGGUGCUGUAACAAGUUCUGUGCCUGAAAGCAAUGAGAUUUCUGAUGUUGCAGGAUCCAAUAUAAAUGUUGAUUCAGGGAUAGAUCAUCUCUUUGAGAAGGAUUGGGGGAAGGUUGCAGUAAAAUCUGUAAUGUUGGUUCCGGAAGCUAGUGAUCAUAAUCUUAAUACUGAUUUAUGUAGUGGUCCUGCGAUUUGUAGCCCUCCCCUGCCAAGGGUAGCAGAUGCAACUUCCAAUGAUGCAAUUGGGUAUUCUAAUGCUGCUGCUGUAUUUGAAGAAACAAAGGGUCAUUCUCUGAAAGAGAAGAUGGAGUCAAGUCCUUCUCAAAUUCAAAAUGAAGCUACAACGGGAAGAUGUAUUGCUGGUGACGUUGAUUCUGUUCUUGAUCAAACACAUGCAAAAUCAAGUGACAAGAAGGUUUCAGUUCUGUCCAUACAACAAGGUAAACAUUCUAGCCCCCAUGUGGAGGGUUCAUGGCCACGUAAGCGGAGGAAAAUUGAUGAUCAACAAAAUAAUUCCCCGUCUUUUUCAUUAAGCUUGAAGGAAGAAGAUGCAAAGCAAUUAAGUGCUAAGUCUUUAGUUGAUGAAGAACAAAAUGAGGGGAAAUAUAAUCGAAAAGAAAGGGACAUCCCUUCCACUUUUAUGCAUAACCAAUUUGAUGUGGCUUCUGUCCCAAGUUUGCCCAUAGAUACCCUUGAUCACUCAGUGGACAGAACAGGAGCGGUAGAUUCAUCGAGCUUCAUGUUUGGUUCAACAAGGAAAUGCACUGCAGAUGAGAACAAAAUCGUAUUGAAUGUUGGGGCUAAAUCUGAAUUUGAAAAUAUCGACCAUUUGGCUUACGGUGAAAGGAGCAACAAAGAAAGCAAAUGUCAACUAGGAGAAGAUGGUAAGUUUUCAACUUCUCUCAUCAGUUCUCCUUGUCGACUCCCUUCAGACUUGAUCGGCGCAGAUCAAAGUAAACCAGAACUAGAGGGGUUUAUUAUUAAGACAGACGGUGAACGAAUAUGCAAUGGCGAAGAAGGCAUUAGCUUUGAAAAUUUUCACCUUCCAAAUACUACAAUAGGACGUGUUAGCCUUCUGGAGCAGCUUUGCAAAUCUGCUUGUAUUCGUACCCCAUUGCCCCAAUUUCCAUCCACGUAUAGAUUGCACCAAGCAACUGGUCUUUACCAAUCUGUUCCGAAUGGACUUCUAGAAUGCACGGACCUGAGGAGCUCUAGUUGCUUUGGUGAGGAAACAAACCGUGCGACUGGUCUUUAUCAGUCUGUUCCUAAUGGACUUCUAGAAUGCAUGGACCUGAGGAGCACUCUUCCCGAAAAUGAUGAUAGAAAAAGUCACCUUAAAAUCAGCAGUAGUUGCUUUGGAGAGGAAACAAAUCGUGCAUUUCUUGGAGAAGGCUUUUCUGAUUGCUUUCCAUUAUCUAGUUCUCAGCUUACUGGAAAUGAGAGAAAUCCCUAUCUUUCUCCAGUUGGCAAGUUCUGGGAUAGAAUCACAUCAAACUCUGACAGUUCAGAGAAGCGAGGUAGCCUAAAGCCAGAGCUGCCCUGCAUUAACGAAGAACAUGAGAUCACGGAAGAGGUGGUUGAUGCAUUUCAGGAAGCCACUGCUUCAAAAACAGUGACUUUCUCUUCCAAAAGGGAACCACUUACUGAGAUUAGGGAAUGUCCCAAUGUUCCUUCAUCAGUUUCUGGAGCUGAAAAUUUUAAUGUUAGAGAUAGCCUGGACUCUGUGAACACAGCCUACAGCUUCAUUGGGACUGAGAAGGGGACCAAGCAAAAGGUUCGAAAACACAAUGCUACAAAGAGGAGAGAUACAAUUAAGUUGAGAGAAAACUGCAGUAUAGUAUCAGUGGCAAAUUCUACCAAAAGGGCAAGUGAAUCACUUCGUAAUAGGUUCAGUAAACCAAAACUAUCUGAGAAAACCAAUCAAAGAAAAGGUGGGCCAAGUUUCUCUCAAAAGGAGUCAAAGAUCAAUAAUAUAGUUUCAAAUGUCACUUCGUUUAUUCCUAUCGCUCAGCAAAAACAAGCAGCUUCCAUUGCAACUGGGAAAAGGGAUGUUAAAGUGAAGGCUCUGGAGGCUGCUGAAGCUGCAAAGAAACUUGCGGAACAAAAAGAAAAUGAACGCAAGAUGAAGAAGGAGGCGUUGAAACUUGAACGGGCGAGGUUGGAGCUAGAAAACUUGAGGCAGUUGGAGCUCGAGAAGAAAAGGAAAGAAGAAGAACGAAAGAAAAAAGAGGCCAGUAUGGCCGCUAAGAAACGACAGAGGGAGGAAGAAGAAAGGUUGGAGAAAGAAAGAAAAAGAAAGCGCCUGGAAGAAGCACGGAGACAGCAGCGUGGCCCUGAAGAAAAAUUAUGUUCAAAGAAGGAUGAGAAUGAAAAGAAUUCCCAAGCCCAGGCUGAGAGAUCACAAACAUUGAAGGUUCCUAACAGUGAAGCAUUGAAGCACGAGAAAAUGCAAAAAGCAGUAGUAGCAAGUGAAGGAAAAAUGUCGACUAGGGAAUUUGGCACAGUUGUUUCUUCAACUUCUGAUGCCGUAAAAACCAGCACGGCCAGUGAAGAUUUUAAUGCGAAGGUAAUGAGCACCUUGAAUAGAGUAAAAGGGAGUGAUAACCAAAAUGCAGACGUAAAUAUUGAACAAUCAUAUGAUAUUUCUCCAUACAAAGGUUCUGAUGAUGAAGAAGAAGAUGAUGACGAUGAAAAUGAACCUAAUAGAAAAUUUGUUCCUUCAUGGGCCAGUAAAAAUCGUGUGGCUCUGGCUAUUGUUUCCCAGCAAAAUGUAAAUCCAGAAGCAAUAUUUCCCCCAGAAAGCUUUUGCAGCAUUUCUCAAGUUCUCUUGCCAAGAAAAUUCCAGCAAAACGGUGCAAAUUAAAUUGGAUGGUACGAUAUUGAAAAGCAUAGCAUCUUCUGCCAACUUAAAGAUAGCUUUUGCAUGAUUAUAAAGGUUGAAUGGAGAGACAUUUUGGAAGAGUAAGAAGAAGAUG